Molecule: messenger RNA, 1465 nt
Organism: Pangasianodon hypophthalmus (striped catfish)
Lineage: Eukaryota; Metazoa; Chordata; Actinopteri; Siluriformes; Pangasiidae
Product: E3 ubiquitin-protein ligase RNF135
Exons: 5
Coding region: 33-1223 (396 amino acids)
Biological process (GO): protein ubiquitination
Molecular function (GO): protein binding; ubiquitin-protein transferase activity
Source: RefSeq, a predicted model, not a curated record
AAACCCUCCUUAAACAACUUCUCCUCCGAUUGAUGAUGAAAAUGAUGAUGACAGCGCCGUAUGAAGACAUCGUGGCAUUUAUAGCUAAUCAUCUGAAAUGUCCGAUUUGUUUCGACAUGUUCACAGACCCGGUCACUUUAGCAUGCGGACACAGUUACUGUCUCCAGUGCAUUAAAGACCAUUUAAAGCGGAAUGUCAGGAAAAAAUGUCCUCAGUGUCGGGCUGAGCUCAGGGCAGACUGCAAACUCCGCAAAAAUGUCACCAUCAGCGCCAUUCUGGAGUUACAUGAAGUGGGGGGUCGGGAAAUGUGGGACAGGGUCCCGACCGGAAGCGAGGAAAAGUUCACUCAGGAUGCUUUACAGAGAAAACUGGACUUCUUGAAGCAGGAGAUGAAAAAGAUUGAAAUGCUGCAAGCAGAAUUUCAUUCUGUUGUUCAGAAUGGGAGCUGUUCCCUCAGAGACAAUAUCAGGACUUAUGAGUCAUCAUCUUCAUCAGUGGAGGUGUUGAGUUCCUCGCUGGACUGUGAAGGAGGAAGUCAGAGUGCCGAGAACAGCCCGAGUCCUCCGUCAGCUACUCAGACUGAUGAGGUUGUUAAGAACUCGGAGUCUGGUUCAGAGGAGAACAGAGCGAGUGUGUCUGAGGAUCCAGACUCUCUCAGAGGAUCUUCCAAAGGUGGAACGUCUGCAGCUGCAGCUCUUAGCGCUGAGUUCGUCUCGCUGUCCUUCUUACACCAGCUGGGUCAUCGGCGCUUGGCUUUCCUCGCUCAGAGACGGAGGAUGGAGGUGAGGUCGUGUCUGUCUCUGAGGACGCAGCGCUGCCGUUUCGAGGCGUGUCAGUGGAUGGCGGAGCAGGAGUUCACCGCAGGGAGGCACUAUUGGGAUACAGAGACGAGCGCGUGCAGUGGCUGGGCGGUCGGAGUGGCGUACGCCCACCUGGGACAAGAAGAGCGGCUCGGGAGGAGUAAAUCGUCCUGGUGUAUCGAGUGGAGCAGCGGCAGGUUCAGCGCCUGGCACGACGGCACAGAGACGCCGCUGAAACACACACACCCGAGCAGACUCAGAGUCCUGCUGGACAUGGACGCUGGACAUCUCUCCUUCUGGAGUGGAGCGGAUGGAGAAGAUGAGCUGUACGACGUCCGGGUGGAGUUCAGAGCCCCCGUUAGACCCGUGUUCUGGCUGUUUGGGACAAAACCAGGAAACGCCCUGUCCUUCCCCAGUCCCUGACUCUGGUCUCACUCUGUCUCGUUCUGAAAUCAUCCACACUGAGGAUGAAAAAGACACAAAAUAGCCUCAACUCUUUGCUGGUAGUUGUACUUUUUAAUGUAUAUUGUGUGUGGACCAUAUUAAAAUAUAUUAUUUAUCAAAUACAUGAUGAUUGUCAUGUAUGAAAAUGAUCACAAAUGUGUUUUUUUAAUGUACAAACUAUAAAUCAGACACUUACUUUUUUUAAAUGGAUUUUCUAAACA